This is a messenger RNA of Malurus melanocephalus (red-backed fairy wren), 1967 nucleotides long. RefSeq names its product chromosome unknown C22orf15 homolog (gene CUNH22orf15). The record is from RefSeq and is a predicted model, not a curated record. The transcript has 6 exons. Lineage: Eukaryota; Metazoa; Chordata; Aves; Passeriformes; Maluridae. The coding region runs from base 289 to 759 and encodes 156 amino acids.
CGCGCGCGCCCUGCUGAGCGUGGGCAAUGCGCCCACCCCGGUGCUCCCCUGAAUCCUGGGGGAAUUCUGUGGGGAAAUCCUUCAUCUUCCUGUGUGAAACAUCGUUAUAAAGCACCCACAGCUGCAGGAGGCUCAGUGAAUGGCAGGGCCAUUCACUGUUGCUGGGAGCUCUGGCUACUGAAACCACAACAGCGUCACUGGGAAACACAGCCUGGCCCUGGGCUCAGCAGCAGCUCCCAGCACUGCCUGCAGGAAGGCACCCGGACCACAGCCCAGCACAGGAGCACCAUGUUCGCCAAAGUGAGAUACGGAGCCAACUGCCAAGYGUUUGUGAACCUGAACUGCUAUGUCCUGAUGCUCACAACUCACCUGAAGAGCAAGUGCCAAUGCAAGCCUGAAGACUGCAUCGAUCUUGUGGACGAAAAGGGCACCCUGAUGAAUCUGAGCAAAGUGGAAAAUCCUGAAUCUGAACUCACCAGUAAAUACCUACAGGGAAGGCAGCACUACAUCCUCAUCAGAGUUGUUCGAAAAAAAGACUCUGAAGCCCCCUGCUAUGAAUCCUUGCUUAAGGACCUAGGGAAACACUACCCUGACCUACCAGGUCAGCUGCAGCAGCUCUCAGGAAAGACCCAGAGGGAAGUCCAGACAAGGAAGGGCUCCAUGCAGAGGAGGGCUCAGCCCAACACCAGCACCCAAGCCAGGAACAGGACCACCUCAAAUAGCAAGAGGAGCUUGCAACUCAAGAAGACCCCUAAAUGAAGAGCAGGCCCGUUACCGGUCUGCCACCACCAGGGCCCAACCACCUGCCCUGGUACUCCCAGCACAGCAAGAGUCCCCUGCUACUGACCCUCGCUUCCUGAGAUCCCCUGCUCUUCCCAGAGGUUCACACCACAUCCCAMGCUGCACCCUGACAAACCAGGCAAAGCCAUCACCACAGGCAGGCACAAGCAACAUCCUCCUGCUUCAAGAGGUCUCCCGUUCCCAUGCCAUGGCCUGCACUCCCCAGUGACRAGAACCUGCACCUCCUUUCAACCCAUGAGCAGCAGGAGCAUCAAGUCUAAGUGCAGUAGUCUAACACUUAUUUCUUAAAGGGAGUUAAAACAACUUUGGAGUGGUUCCUCCCUGCUCACACAGGACAUCUCAGCACAAGGAGCACUUGGGCUUUGAAUUGCUGGCACCUUUUUCCCUUGGCUGUCGGUCAGGAGAACACACAACACUCCUGCUAAGGCCAGGCACAGCUCAAUACAUCAUCUACCAAGAACUUAAGACUGUGACAUUUAGAAGGGGCAGAACUUGCAACACCAGCCUCCAGUAUCUGCUGCCAGCAUCUACCGUCUAGACUUGGAUUUCCUCACAGAUCCCAGCAAGGGGCUGAGAGCUUGUCCUUUAUUCAACAGUCAGAGACCAAAAGGUUAAAACACUUAUUCUGCCACGAAAAUGCAUCAGUUAAGCAUCUCAAAGUGUCCUGGUUUCACUGCUGAACCUAGAACACCAGCUGAAGCCUCAAAAUUCUCUUUUACACCAACAUGAAGAACAGGGUGUCCUGCUGAAGGCCAGUCUGUGCUGCCAGGCAGCACUCACGAGGCCAUCCUGCCAAGGUGACUGUGAGGGGAAAGCAGCUCCAAACUUCACCUGAUGCCAGUGACCUUGAGAACAUUGCAUAACCUGCUAAAGCUGUAAAGUCAGAUCAGCCAACCAUAUCCAAGUCCCACAGCCAGACAGUUCAUACUCUCUUAGCUCUGAGGUCAGGACAGGUAUGCAGGAAGAGAAUACCUACAGGAAAAGUAAUUUAUUACUGAAAAUACUAUAGGACACAUGUUGGAUUAGCUCUCUCCAGCCUCUCCUCUCCUGGAGGGCAGCCAAUGUCUGGAUCUGUCAAGUCAUGCAGGCACAGUCCUUGGUGGGCUGUACCUCCUGUUUGCAGGAAAUAUACAGCUGUGCCUUGUCCUUUAUGUGGCUGACAAUUC